Messenger RNA from Darwinula stevensoni, 1224 nucleotides. NCBI's taxonomy places the organism in Eukaryota, Metazoa, Arthropoda, Ostracoda, Podocopida, Darwinulidae. The record is from the annotation of a GenBank genome assembly.
AUGCUCCCCGUGCAGUUGCAGGAAAAAUCUAACCAUGCCUGGGAAAAUUUCGUGAAAGCGCUGGCCCAGGUGAAGGCGCAGGACGCUGUGAGCCCAGUGAACCCACCCACCCCGCUGACCCUCUGGAUGCCCCGCGACCUGAGGAGGUUCUACCGGUACAGCGGCUCCUUCACGAUGCCUGCCUGCGAUCAGGUGGUCGUCUGGACCGUCUUCGAGACUCCCAUUCAUAUAGGACGGCGACAGCUGGAGCAUUGGAACCAACUGACGACGAAGUUCGGUCCGAGCAAGGCGGGUCCUAGCAAAUUAACGAACAACUUCCGACCCAUCCAGUCCAGGAACGGCAGGAGGAUCCUGUUCAACCAGGGACACGGUUUCCCACGCCAGUUUCCUUCACCCCGCACAGUCCCGGUGGAACUGAAGAUGCAGGUUGUUGCUUCGGAGGUUCCGAAGAUAUCCGGAGGAGGCUUACCUGGAGAGUACGUGCUCGACCAGCUCCGUUUCCACUGGGGGUCCACGGGGGACCGGGGCUCCGAGCACACCCUCUAUGGGGCCAGAUUCCCGAUGGAGAUGCACAUGGUGCAUCACAAUGCAAAGUUCCUGGGUUUGACCGAGGCGAUUGCCUCAGGGGAACCGACAGCUCUCGCAGUCCUCGGCUUUUUCUUCGAGGUGUCGGAGGAGCCGAACAAUCAGUGGAGUAAUCUGGUGGAAGCGUUGGGCCACAUGGAUGUGCAAAACGCAGAGCACCUGGUGUCCCCGCCCACCCCGCUGACGCUGUGGAUGCCGGAGGACCUGAGCGGCUUCUACCGGUACUACGGCUCGCUCACGACGCCGACCUGCGACCAGGUGGUCGUCUGGACGCUCUUCACGAGCCCCAUCCCCAUCGGCCGGGAACAGAUCGACUUGAAUUCUCACGAAAGACCCCAUGAGAAGGAAGACGACAAGCGCUUAGCGAAGGAGAAGAGCUUUCGACACAAAAAUGAGAAGGAAAAGCUGGAACAAUGGAACAAAUCGAAGACGAAAACGGACAAGCAGCUGACGGACAACUUCCGGCCCACCCAACCCCGCAACGGCCGGGAGAUCCUGUGCAACUUCCGAGAAUGCGCAAAAUCGUCCAGGAUCGCCAUUUACAUCGCUUCGACCACUGGGAUUCUCGCUUUUAUUGCUUUGGUGUUCUACAGCUCUUACCGCCGUCUUAAAAGAGUAUCGUAUGCUCGACUUUCAUAA